Messenger RNA from Heterostelium album PN500, 2958 nucleotides. RefSeq names its product tetratricopeptide repeat protein. Gene Ontology annotation, biological process: protein O-linked glycosylation. Gene Ontology annotation, molecular function: protein N-acetylglucosaminyltransferase activity; protein binding. The transcript has 4 exons. Lineage: Eukaryota; Evosea; Eumycetozoa; Acytosteliales; Acytosteliaceae. Bases 1 to 2958 code for a protein of 985 amino acids. The record is from RefSeq and is a predicted model, not a curated record.
AUGUCAUCAAGCCAAUCAAUGACUGCACAACAACAAUUAUUCUUGAAAUCAAUAGAAUGUGAUCCAACAUAUUCAAAUUCAUAUCAUAACCUUGCUACGACACUUUCAAGUGGUUCAUCAAUCACACUUAAUAAUGGUCAAUCAAUGACACAACAACAACUAUUCUUGAAAUCAAUAGAAUGUGAUCCAACAUAUUCAAAUUCAUAUAAUUACCUUGCAAAUACACUUUCAAGUGGUGAAUCAAUCACACUUAAUAAUGGACAAUCAAUGACAAAACAACAACUAUUCUUGAAAUCAAUAGAAUGUAAUCCAACCAAUUCAUAUUCAUAUAAUAACCUUGCAAAGACACUUUCAAGUGAUUCAUCAGUCACACUUAAUAAUGGACAAUCAAUGACAAAACAACAACUUUACUUGAAAUCAAUAGAAUGUGAUCCAACAUAUUCAGAUUCAUAUUAUAACCUUGCAGUGACACUUUCAAGUGGUUCAUCAAUCACACUUAAUAAUGGUCAAUCAAUGACUGCACAACAACUAUACUUGAAAUCAAUAGAAUGUGAUCCAACAUAUUCAAAUUCAUAUCAUAACCUUGUAUAUACACUUUCGAGUGGUGAAUCAAUCACACUUAAUAAUGGACAAUCAAUGACACAACAACAACUUUACUUGAAAUCAAUAGAAUGUAAUCCAACAUAUUCAUAUUCAUAUAAUAACCUUGCAUUAACACUUUCAAGUGGUUCAUCAAUCACACUUAAUAAUGGACAAUCAAUGACACAACAACAACUUUACUUGAAAUCAAUAGAAUGUGAUCCAACAUAUUCAGAUUCAUAUUAUAACCUUGCUACGACACUUUCAAAUGGUUCAUCAAUCACACUUAAUAAUGAAUGUGAUCCAACAUAUUCAAAUUCAUAUCAUAACCUUGUAUAUACACUUUCGAGUGGUGAAUCAAUCACACUUAAUAAUGGUCAAUCAAUGACACAACAACAACUUUACUUGAAAUCAAUAGAAUGUGAUCCAACCAAUUCAUAUUCAUAUAAUAACCUUGCAAAUAUACUUUCAAGUGGUUCAUCAAUCACACUUAAUAAUGGUCAAUCAAUGACAAAACAACAACUAUACUUGAAAUCAAUAGAAUGUGAUCCAACAUAUUCAUAUUCAUAUCAUAACCUUGCAAAUACACUUUCAAGUGAUUCAUCAAUCACACUUAAUAAUGGACAAUCAAUGACACAACAACAACUAUUCUUGAAAUCAAUAGAAUGUGAUCCAACCAAUUCAGAUUCAUAUCAUAACCUUGCUACGACACUUUCAAGUGGUUCAUCAAUCACACUUAAUAAUGGACAAUCAAUGACACAACAACAACUAUUCUUGAAAUCAAUAGAAUGUGAUCCAACAUAUUCAGAUUCAUAUUAUAACCUUGCAGUGACACUUUCAAGUGGUUCAUCAAUCACACUUAAUGGACAAUCAAUGACAAAACAACAACUAUACUUGAAAUCAAUAGAAUGUGAUCCAACAUAUUCAUAUUCAUAUAAUAACCUUGCAUUAACACUUUCAAGUGGUUCAUCAAUCACACUUAAUAAUGGACAAUCAAUGACAAAACAACAACUAUACUUGAAAUCAAUAGAAUGUGAUCCAACAUAUUCAUAUUCAUAUAAUAACCUUGCAAAUACACUUUCAAGUGGUUCAUCAAUCACACUUAAUAAUGGACAAUCAAUGACACAACAACAACUAUUCUUGAAAUCAAUAGAUUGUGAUCCAACCAAUUCAGAUUCAUAUAAUAACCUUGCAAAUACACUUUCAAAAUGUGAUCCAACAUAUUCAAAUUCAUAUCAUAACCUUGCUACGACACUUUCAAGUGGUUCAUCAAUCACACUUAAUAAUGGUCAAUCAAUGACAAAACAACAACUAUACUUGAAAUCAAUAGAAUGUGAUCCAACAUAUUCAGAUUCAUAUCAUAACCUUGCUACGAUACUUUCAAGUGGUUCAUCAAUCACACUUAAUAAUGGUCAAUCAAUGACACAACAACAACUAUACUUGAAAUCAAUAGAAUGUAAUCCAACCAAUUCAAAUUCAUAUAAUAACCUUGCAUUAACACUUUCAAGUGGUUCAUCAAUCACACUUAAUAAUGGUCAAUCAAUGACAAAACAACAACUUUACUUGAAAGCAAUAGAAUGUGAUCCAACCAAUUCAGAUUCAUAUAAUGACCUUGCAUUAACACUUUCAAGUGGUUCAUCAAUCACACUUAAUAAUGGUCAAUCAAUGACAAAACAACAACUAUACUUGAAAUCAAUAGAAUGUAAUCCAACAUAUUCAAUUUCAUAUCAUAACCUUGCAAAUACACUUUCAAGUGGUUCAUUAAUCACACUUAAUAAUGGACAAUCAAUGACAAAACAACAACUUUACUUGAAAUCAAUAGAAUGUAAUCCAACCAAUUCAGAUUCAUAUAAUAACCUUGCUACGACACUUUCAAGUGGUUCAUCAAUCACACUUAAUAAUGGUCAAUCAAUGACAAAACAACAACUAUACUUGAAAUCAAUAGAAUGUAAUCCAACCAAUUCAAAUUCAUAUAAUAACCUUGCAUUAACACUUUCAAGUGGUUCAUUAAUCACACUUAACAAUGGUCAAUCAAUGACAAAACAACAACUAUACUUGAAAUCAAUAGAAUGUAAUCCAACAUAUUCAUAUUCAUAUAAUGACCUUGCAUUAACACUUUCAAGUGGUUCAUCAAUCACACUUAAUAAUGGACAAUCAAUGACACAACAACAACUAUACUUGAAAUCAAUAGAAUGUAAUCCAACCAAUUCAAAUUCAUAUAAUAACCUUGCAAAGACACUUUCAAGUGGUUCAUCAAUCACACUUAAUAAUGGUCAAUCAAUGACACAACAACAACUAUUCUUGAAAUCAAUAGAAUGUGAUCCAACAAAUUACCUUUCAUAUUAUAACCUUGCUAAGACACUUUCAAGAGUAUUUUAA